CAGGGACGUUUUUAAUGGAGGUUGAAUCAUAUGCGCCUUCAGAAUUUAUCUCGACCUCGAGCUCAAACCUAAUCACAUGAACCAGAGCAGAUAUCUUCUGCCUUGGUUGUGAACAGCUGUCGUAGAAAAAAAUCCCGGACUCUGAUGAUGCCCCCAUUUAGAUCAGGCAUAGGAGUGAAAGGUUCGGGCAGCAUCUUUCUGAUACCCGUGAUAAUGAUGAGCUCAUCUCAUCAGACCCGGAGGAACCCAGACACAAUUCCAUCAUCUCCGAUCGACAUCAACGCACCAGACUGCUGCAAUAUCUUCGCGCCCACAUUGAAAGAUAGUAAAUGACACGUGAAUCUGGGCGCCUCACAAUCAUGCCUCCUCCAGUCUUAAUGUCACAUCAUGCACCAGCUCACGAAAGCCAAGCGUAUGUUCCCCAGCUAACCCGCAAUACCAGCACCUCACCUCACCCAUCAACCGUCGGCCGAGCCAUUGUUCCACAAAACUCGCAUCAUCGAGAGACGAUCCCUGAUUCUUCCCCUCUCUUCACAGGCCAAUGUCAUGGCAGCAGCCCGGACUACGAAGGAACGCUGGACUCAGAAGUGGAUGAAGCAAAGGGCGUAAAAGGUCUAGACAACGGGACGAUUACUGGCGUCAUUCAAGCCCUCCACAUCAUCCAAGUUCAGGGUCUUUUUCAAAGCGGGCAGCAAACUGAGAGGCAAAAGGCUAAGCCUCAACACGAUGUGAGCAAAGCAGCAGCGAAGUGGAAACCAAAAGCAAUGACAAAAGAAUUGGGUCUUGCGGGGGUUGGGUUCGGUGUUCGUGGGCUUGUGGGCUGGUGGUCCUCCCUUGCGCGAACACCCUCGACCGCCUGGACCUUCUCCAGAACUGAGCUGAGCUGAGCUGCACGACGGCCGCUGCUUUGCGGAGACGGGAAGGGGACUUGAGGGGAAAGAUUGUCCAUCGAUCAGCGUGAGUCUAAAUCUCUCUGGGGAACAAACGCAAAACGGCGGCUGGGGCUGGAUUCAUCAGAGACAUGAAUCUCCACAGAUAAGCAGAAUGGCUCUUUUCGUCUGGCGUCUCACCCUCGAAAUCUAGGCAGUAGAUCCCGAUUCCCGUUCAUCAAAGGCAGGCAAAAGCAGCAGCGGCUCGUCCGCUGUUCUCAGCGAUGCGGCGGACGCCGGGGGAGGGGGUGGAGAAACAUGGGAGGAAGACGUCAAUAAGUCCGUUCGUCAUUCUUCCCAGACCUCCAACGAACCAUGCA
Colletotrichum acutatum is the source of this 1249-nucleotide messenger RNA. RefSeq lists its product as uncharacterized. NCBI's taxonomy places the organism in Eukaryota, Fungi, Ascomycota, Sordariomycetes, Glomerellales, Glomerellaceae. The record is from RefSeq and is a predicted model, not a curated record. Bases 330 to 887 code for a protein of 185 amino acids. The transcript is spliced from 3 exons.